AUGCCUUUGACCACUACUCCUGAAACAAAACUUUGUAACACCAGAACUUGUUACUUACUAACCAAAUCAAAUAACCCAAUUACCAUCGAAAAUUCCAAAGAAACUAUAAGAUUGAGUGAUGGGCCAUCAACAUCGGGUAAUCAAAUGUCAAUCAUACAGCUUACCAGUUCCAAAGAAAAUCCUGUUUUUAUCUGUUGUUUUGGAGUGAAGACAAAACAAUCGAGUACUGUUAGCAACCCGACCCCAGAAAGUCAAACCAGUCAACUGAAUGGUAAUGCAUUGUUCAGUAACACGUCGCCACGUAUUAUUAGCCAAUCAAACGCAGAUACGGUGGUAGAAACUGUUUCUACGAUUGGCUGUUCUCAAGAAACAAAAACCAACCAACAAGAUACUGUCUACCAUGCAACAAAAACCAGUAACACGUUACCACUUAAGCAAUCAAACACCAAUGAAGAGCUGGAGAGCGUUUUCGCCAUCGACUGUUUCCAAGAAACAAGAAGCAAUCAACCAAAAAUUGUAUACCAUACAACAAAAGAUAAUCAGGCAGAUACAUCACCAUUAGCUGGUAAUAUGUCCGCUACCAAUGAUGCAUCUACCAUCCAUGCUGGUGACCUAUCCGCUACCAAUGAUCCUAUAGAAGAACAAAAUAUACCGUCUGAUAUCCACCAUGAAUGUACAGUGAGCCAGAUAGGUCACAGCAAACCCUCUACCAUCCACACUGUCUGUCAUACAACAAAAGGUGAACAUACACAUACUUCACCCGUGGCUUGUAACCUGUUGGCUAUCAAUGCUGAAUCUGAUAAUGGUACUUUAGAAGAUCAAAAUACACAAUCUAACAUCCAUCACCAAAGUAAAACAAGUCAGAUAGAAAAUCAACCAUCUGAUAUUCAAACCCAACUAGGUACCAUACACCAGUCCGACGGUGUAUCCAACGAAAAUCCUUUGGAAGAAAAAUCUACCAUUCACAACUACUGUAAAACAAGGCAGACAGAUCACGUUCCAACCCAACUAAAUACCAUUCAACAGUCAAAACAUAGCACUGUUGAGAACUGUUUCUUUAAAACAGACUUAACUAGCAUCAACGAUCACCACCAAUCCGAAAAUGGACAGACAGGUUCACCAUCAACCCCCCAAAAAACACUGCCACUUCAUGACCAUUCAACUACCAAUACCAAACAGAGUCCUUUAAAAGGUUGUUACUUAGAUGCAGGAUCAUGGGAUCCGUUGUGCCACCAUAUUGAAUACAACGAAAAGAGCAUGGGAUUACCACAUGACUUGAGGUAUAUUAAAGAAAGCGAGCUGUUUCCGAUGGCUUACGGAGAUUUCACGAAAUGUCUCGAAGAUGAAGAUUUGUGUUGCAGCACUCCGCCAAAUAUGUUAACGUCAGCAGAUGACGAUGGCGUGGUGCCUUCGUCAUCACCAUUGUUGCCAGGUGACGGGGGAAGGUAUUAUAGUACCUGUAGUGACACAAGUACAGAUGGAAGUCAAGAGUACUCGUGGGAAUGUUUUUCUGCACGGAAUGAAAAUAUAGUAAGUAGAACCAUAGCCUAUCGAAGGGAAAAUGGCUAUGAAACUCAUUUGAAUAACAAUAUACAGUGGAACCCCGCCUUACGGCCACCCCGUUAAUACGGUCACCUCGAUAAUACGGUCACUUUUUUUUGUCCCGGCGAAACACUAAUACAUUUUAUAAUAAAAUUACCCAGUUAAUACGGCCACCCCGUUAAUACGGCCAACGGCCAUAUUGUACAGUCCCGAAGCGGGCCGAACUAAAGAAAUCACCCCGUUAAUACGGUCACUCAAAAAUAUAAAUGUGUUUACGGACGGAAAUGCAGUAUAAUUUAAGACACCUUGUGCAGUGAAACACACAAUUCAAGUUGCAUCAUAUUACUAUUUUUUUAUUUUUAUUAUCAGUCGCGCAAAGGAAAAGAAAGAAUACAAGGUUCUUUAGCGACGUUGUAUUCCCUAACAUUGUUUCUUUAAAAUUAGUGAAAACUUUAUCUGAACUUUAUAAUGUUUAGUUAUUAGUUGGUAUUAUGGUGGGGUAUGGUGUUAUUGUGAUUUUCGAAUAAACAUAGCUUUAAUGACGUCACAAUUGAAAUUUGAUCUCACCCCGUUAAUACGGCCACCCCAUUAAUACGGCCAUAUUAUUUCUGCCUGUUGGUGACCGUAUUAACGGGGUUCCACUGGUCGAUGUUUAUUCAUAAAUAUGGUCCUUCACCGUCCCGUGUGUAUUGUAUUUUUGCCAAAUCCACCAAUAGAAAUUUACCCUAUUGUUCGAGUCACAGAUAGGUAACUUUCCAAAAACAUUGCUAUUGGUUAGUUGGGCAAAAAUACAAUACGCACGUGACGGUGAAGGACCAGAUUUAUGAAUAAACGUUGACUAACAUAGAUAAUGAGUUAUAUUGUUAUUCUAAUGAGUUUCAUAGCCAUUUUCCCUUCGAUAAGCUAUGGUAGAACUAAAUCCAAGUUGUUAGCCAGGAAUUCAAUCUAGGUUCAGAUGGCUAGCUCCACUGGCUCCACAUGGUUUUUGGAGUUGACCUGUAACUUCCCAAUUCUUAGUUCAAUUGUUAUAUUUUAGUACAAAUCACCAUCUCUAACAUACGCGGACUACCCACAGUAUGGUACAUUAAACUGGGGCCUGACACCCACCAUCAUCUACAAAACACCAGAACCAGAUACCUCGUUACAAGAUGUUGGUAAUGAUUACAUGAAGUGUAGCAUCAGUGCUGGUAAUGUCGAGCUGCUGACACCACCACCACCUAACUACAAGAAACUACUGCGUCGUUCACGGAGGAGAAUGGAAAGAAGACAUGUAAAGAAAAGGAGAAUAUAUUUCGGAAGUAAGUUUGUCCCGUAGUAGUGGUGGGAGAUUAUGCCCAACCCCUUAAAGAAGUUACCCAACCUCCCAUAAAUCCGCCAACUGUGCAUGCUAUCAUCGGCGAGGAUAGACCGCUUUUUAAGUUAUUUGGUUCUAAAACAUGUGCCCCCCUCCCCCAAAAAAAACCCAGGUGGAAAGUAUAUUUGGAAGCUACGAAUUGAUAGGGAUACAACUGCCUGAAAAAUACAGUUGAAGUUCUGCUUGUAUUUGUCAAGUAGUUGUAUCCAUGGCCGGAUUUUGAGGGGAGGUGCACACCUCCCCAGAGAUCAUUUUGCACCUCCCCUGAAAAGUCAUGCACCUCCCCUUGGGGAAGUUUCAAUGAUAGAUCAAAGUGAAAAUUUGACAUUUUUUGGUUACUUAGGGUCUACACUUCGUAAGAAAGUUUUUCUGUAAAAUUGAAACAGUGAUACCUAUUCAUCUCUGUGACAAGUACCCUUUUAAUGCAAUGUUUUGAAAGAAAGUUUGUAAUAAUUGUAAUGACGGGCAAAAUUGGAUGAGUUGUACAGUCAUACUGCAAUUCAUUAAUACACUGAUACAUAAAUUAUGUACACUACAUGCAUACAUCACCCCUAACUUUCCAUGGAGGUCAUGAGCUAGACCGCUGCACCUCCCAUAAAUGUAUUUCCACCUCCCCCACUAUUUCCACCAAAAUCCGGCCUUGGUUGUAUCCCUAUCAAUCCGAAGCUUUCUUAUUAUCGUCACCACCUACGCACUGGCAUAGACAGUUUGAGAAAGUGCAUUUACAAUCUGGGGUAAAGACCGUGGCUUGCGACGUUGCCAAAUGUGUAGGUCUCUAAAAUUUAGAAAAUAUUUUUAAGAUGAUGAAAACUGCCAAGGGCUUCAAGAAGUGCCAGUAAACGAAAGUGAAAAGGUAAGUCUAAAGGUCCAUUUCCACUCAAGAAACAUUUCCACGUUCACAAAAUUUUCUUUCCGUGGAAAAUUUUUCUGAGUGGAAGAAGUUCGUAAAUACAAUUUGUUUUUACACUCUGUUUCUAUAAUUCGAAUUUUGACAAUUUCCGUUUUCCUAUCUUUUAGGAUAACGAACAAUUUCUGGACACAGGCAAGUAGAGUAAUAUGUUGAAUGCACGAUUAAAUUUAAUAUUUCGGGAUCUGGUCGGGUGGUGGGCCGAACGUUUUCUUGCCCGAUAAGUACAAUAUCUUAAAAGCAUCAGGUUUACACUUUUGCGACUAUUCUAUUUGACAUUUACCCUAUACAUAUACUCCAUAUUCCACUAGAGUGUACGUAAAAAUAUAAAAAAAAGCGUUUGUCCAAUAUGACAUUAAAGAAGUGGUAUUUUAUUGUCUUGCUUGAUCGUCCUGUUUUACCAAUCCUAUAGAGGCACCCUUAAGGAUAAAACCCUGGGUACGAGGUUGCCCUAGAGGAUGGUUAUAUUUCAUAUACAACAUUUUCGUCCAAUUAAAUGUUAUCAAAAAAUGGUUUGCCAACAAAUACUCUUCGGGAACCCCAGCCUUCACUUAUGACCCGUUCUUAUACAGGGACCUGCACCCCAAUAAUUUUUCUUGUCUAUUGCAGAUUUUGUACCGGACGAUCCUAUGUGGUUCGAAGACGAGCUCGAUGAAAAAGAGUUGUUUGAUGGUAACGACGAACCAUUCAG
Molecule: messenger RNA, 4494 nt
Organism: Paramuricea clavata
Lineage: Eukaryota; Metazoa; Cnidaria; Anthozoa; Malacalcyonacea; Plexauridae
Source: the annotation of a GenBank genome assembly